AUGGCCAUCAAAGGCAACAGCUUUGGUGGUUUGUCCACUGAGCUUGAGUACAUGAUACUUGCUUUCCUGCCUUGCUGCGAACUCAGGACCGCUCGUCUUGUGAACAAGAAGUGGGCGGUUGAAGCAGCAUCAUUGUUAUUCGAUACAGUCAGGAUCAGCCUUAGUGAUACCGAGAAUCGAAAGGUGAACGCCCUCAUUGACGGUCCGCUAGGUGGUUUUCUCAGCAGCGUUAGAGAUCUGUGCAUCUCCGAUUCACCCAGGUUCCACUCGCGGGAAGGGGUAAGGACUAGUUUACUUCGACUGCUCGGCGCCCUCCCCAGAGAUACUCUGACCACCUUUCGGUGUCUUAUUCCUCUCGAUCAGCACACCAUCGGCAUUCUUCUACGUACCCAGUCGCGGCUCAAUCAUCUGGAUGUACCAGUAGACAUGAACGAGCAAAAUGGCUUGCCAGGACCAAAUUUUGUCCGUGCAAACUUGCUUUGUCUCCGUCGCCUAGUUAUCACAGUCACAGGCGGAGUCGGCACCACGUACCAGGGAUAUUCUGCUUGGUUUUCGUACUUUUCUCUACUGGAGGAAUUGUGCAUACAGGGCGGUUCCUAUGAGGUUGACUACUUCGAAGGUUGGACGCCACCGAGAAGCAACGCACUGCUCAAACUUCGCUAUCUCUUGCUAAACGAUAUGUUCCUUGCAGACUCAGUUUCAGACCUUUCUGAACAAAUACAUUUGCCAUCACUGCAGAAUUUAGCAAUAAGACGAUGCAAAGGUACUGCUGCGCUACUGGAAUCGUUCACUGCAGAAUUCCCCAAAUUAGAAGACAAUGCUCUCGAAGUGUUUGAGCAAACCAACGCACAAGAUCUGCAGGAUCAUGAAGCUGCUUCAAGACUUCUCCAAGUCUUGAACAGGCUUCAGGUUGUUAUUUUGACCAACGAGACUUAUCUCGACGAUUCUCUUCUCGACUUGACAGCUCUCUGUGAGGUAGGUCGCACAAUUCGCGCUGUGCACAUCAGCACUUCCCUGGGAACCCGCUACUACAACGCCGACGAACUCAAGCAACUCUCUGCAACGUGUCCCAAUAUAGAGUUCUUAUGCAUUGGUCUAGUCAAUCUUUGGAAAGACAUCAAUGAUACUGAGAUCCUGGACGACUUCGAGUUGUUUCCACCGAGUGGAGGCUCGCCAACACGUGUUGAGUUGAGAAAAUCACUCGAGAUCUUGGCUGGACUAUCAAAGCUCCGUACUCUGAGCAUCGCCAACCACCCACUUGUAACCUCCACAAUGGCCGAAUGCCGAUACCGCCAUCAGCGGCUGGCCGACUCAAUUAUAUCAUUUCUUGCAGAGCUUGGAUCGCCGAUUGAACUGAUCAUCUUCAACCCAGCUUACAAAGACAACUUGCCCGACUAUCUCCUUCCGGACUCCAGCGGUCAUAGGUGGCCUUUCUACUCUUAUCAAAGAGGCACUAUUUCUUUUGCGACUGCAGUACCCCGCCCAGUUGGUAUGGUCGUCGCUGUACCUAUCAAGCGCGAGGAAAUUGGUUUGAUCGAGCCAUUGUAUAAUUACUUCGAUCAAGCUAAACUUGAUCUGCUGUGGGAUGGAGCGCGUAAUCAUGUCUACGGAGCACACAGAGGGAGGUAUAGGCACACAAAGAAAUACCAGAGCACGUUGAGAGAGCAACAAGGCAUGGGGGAAUCUUAG
Molecule: messenger RNA, 1689 nt
Organism: Ascochyta rabiei
Lineage: Eukaryota; Fungi; Ascomycota; Dothideomycetes; Pleosporales; Didymellaceae
Exons: 3
Coding region: 1-1689 (562 amino acids)
Molecular function (GO): protein binding
Source: RefSeq, a predicted model, not a curated record